UACCCGGGACCGAAAAGCAUCACUGCCGGGAAAGCGGGUCCAGAUUCCCGCAGAGCAAGGAAGCGUAUAUAGAGAUGGCGGCCACCCUGGGAAGCCUGGUGUCCGAGACGAAGCGGAACAGGCUAUCUCUGAUUGGGUCGCUGACGGAGGACGCGGUGCUCCACGUAUGGGACAAGGUGGCUCAGUUCGUGGAGACGCAUAUGCUUCAGCAAAAAGGAGUUAGUAUCGGUGGUCUGGGGACAUUCACAUUCUCCAAGAGAAAGCUCGAGGUUGGUAAUAACAGGGCCAUCCUCAUCCAACGACCCGUGUUUGUGCUGUCCGAGAGGUUCAAACAGACACACUCCCUCCACUGUGUCAAGAAACAUGCUUCAGGGCAAGUUCCUCUGCACCCUCUCAACUACACCCAGCUGUCCAACAUGACGGGGGUGAGGAGGGAGAUGGUGGAGGGAGCGGUGAGAGAGGUACUGCAGGCUCUGUCACGGGCCGUCGCCGCAAAGAAGAGCAUCGAAUUUGACCUCAAAGAUAUUGGGAGGCUCACCAUUCACGAUGGGAAGGCAAAGCUGAGUUUCUUCCGAGAGUUCAUUUACCGACUGGACGGCUGCUGUGACAUGGAGGGAGCAUUCAGGAGCUCCAGUACUGACAGCAGCAUCUGCUCCAUCAUCAGCAACCCCCAGCCCUCCUCCAGAUCCUCUUCCUCCCUCUCCCUGCCCCGGAUUGUCCAACCUGUCGUUGGCGAAGAAGACGGGGAGAUGAGCCUGAGUCUUGAGUAUAGCAGAGGCAGUUCUGGUGAAAAUUCCCCCUCCAUUGGUCACAGCCCCUCCACUUACGAGGAGACGCGACUCAGUCGGCAAAUGGACAGAGGGGCCCUGAGAAUGGCGACGAUCUGCGAGGAAGACGAACACGGCGAAAAAGAAGAGGCAAACGCAUGCCAAGAUGGUGUCUGUAUAGUUGGCGAAAAUGGCAAAAUCUUGAGUAAAGGUCAACGAGCUGAACCGCCACCGUCUGACAAAAAGCCUACCAAAAGCACAUCCUCUGGGAAGCUGUCUCAACCGACGCUGACUCCCAAACCGACAAUGCUGCUCGUGGGCAGCAGAGAAUCUCCAACAGCUGUCCUGGCGUCUCUGAGCCACCAGCCCAGCCGGGGGAGCCUGUCGACCUCGUCUCAACAGACUGGAGUAGCAGUGAGGGACGGGGAGUUUCAGAGCAGGAGCUACACCAGGACCACCACCAGUAGUUCCAGUGGUGGUGGGGGAAGGAGUAGCAGACGAACCUCCACCUCCUGUACCAGCAGAUCCUGCUAUUGCUCAUUGGGACCAACACCGGCAGUGACUCGACCCUCAACCUGCUCCCACAAGAGCUCGGCUGGCCAGGAGCUGUGCUAUCUCUGCCACCAGAGAGCUCUGCUGAACAUACCUGUCAACCUAUCCAAGGAGAGAGCUGCCAAAGAAAAAACGUACAAUGAUACUCUGCACGAGUACCAGCGUCGUCAUGAGCUGUUGGCUAUGGCGAGAGCACAGGCAGACAGGACAAAGAGAAGACUACAAGACCAGGAGAUGGCCUCUUUCAACCAGUCCAUUGCCACCACAAUCAAGAGUCAGAAAGAAGCGAAAUCUUCGGAAAUGGAUCCGUCGUACAUAUUCAGCGACCGUCUGGUGACGCCAGCUCCACAGGCCAGUCAGCAGCGCUACUGCAGAGACCUGGACUCUCAGGUGGAGAGUAAACUAUCUCGCCAGACGAGGGAGAGAGAGGAGGCAGAGAGGAGUGGGAGAGAGGAACAGGAGAGACUGACUAAAGAACUGGCUGCCUAUGAGGAGUUGUACAAGAGAAUGAAGGUACAGGCGGUGGAUGACUACAAGGGAGCUCUCAACAAACAGGUUGGUCUCAAGUUAGCCAGGAAUGGUUGUGAGGCUCGACUGGCUGGCCAGGAACUGGAGGGUCGUCAGCCGGCACUCCCUCAGUCCUCCUCCGCUCUCAAGGUCAACACACUGCGCCCCUUCACUCCUCCUCCCCACACUGAUCCCAACAACACUCACAGUAGUAAAAUGAGGCCAAUGACCGAAGGCGGCUCCAAAGAGGCCCCACCCACCGACCACGCCCCCAAGACACACCCCCCGGUGUUUGGGGUCCAGCAGACGGCGUCUCUCCUGGAGUCCAGGGAGAGAGGCAGAGCCAAGGAGUUCUUCCUGGACCAGCUGGCCGUGGUGGAGGAGAAACAGAGGAGGACGAGGGAGAAGGUUCUCAGGACACUGCAGCAGGAGUCCGACAUGCUCAAGACUACCAAGAAGGGUAUGUACGUGUAAGAGUUGACCCACAGCUUCACAAUAGGAAUUCUGUGGGGUAUUCGGAAAUUGACAGAAAUAUUUUGAUGUGGCUCCUCAAAAAGGAGCCACUUUCUUAUAAACUUAAAUAUAUCCCAUGACUUGUCCAACAAUGGACUCGUGGAGAAAUACAUACGUUUAUGCAAUGCAGCACGGUUAGUCAUUACAGUGUAGUGUGUAUCAUCAGCCUCCUAUUAUGUAAGAACUGUUAGUGAGCGUCCCCCCCCAUAUACCUGUCAAUCAUCAACGCCAACAGACUAAAGGAGGACAUGAGGAGAGAGAAGAGUCGUCGAGUGGAGGCGAGGCAGGCGCUGGAAGAGGAGUGGCUGGCCAGCAUGAGGGACAAACAGAAGAGACUGCUGGAGGACCUCCAUAAAACCAGGGAGCAAGGCGUCAGACUUCACCAGCAGUGCGAGCGAUACCACAGGUGCAAGCAAUGUCAGCGGAAGAGAGAGAACAUGGGCAAGUCAAACAUUCUCCACGAGACUCGCUAUAUCUCUGGAUCCAGGCUGAUGGUCUGAGCGACGGACAUGCUACUGUGGCGGGUUUCUCUUCUGUGUGGACAUUAGCUGUUUGCUGUGUCACUUUGCUUGUGUGGUUCACAGAUAU
Geodia barretti is the source of this 2927-nucleotide messenger RNA. The record is from the annotation of a GenBank genome assembly. NCBI's taxonomy places the organism in Eukaryota, Metazoa, Porifera, Demospongiae, Tetractinellida, Geodiidae.